GCUCAAGUGCCCCUAACCGAUUUCUAUACUUUAUUGUGAUUUGUCUUCAAUAAGUGAAUUGUAAUUGCGAUAUUUCUUUGUCUUUAUCCCUCAGUUUCAACUCUUUCUUUCUCUGUGAUCUCUCUGCGAUUAUCUCCACUACCACUGAUCACAAUAACUAUCACUCGUAAUGCCUAAUCGUCUGGGUAUUGCCUCCAUGUCCUUGGGACGCCCAGGAAUACAUGAUCUCCUAAGCAAGUUGCGGGCAGCCUCUGCUUAUGGCUUCCAGGGUAUGGAGCUGUUUUUUGACGACCUUGAUCACUUGGCCAAAUCAUCCUUCCAUGGUGAUCAUUUUGCAGCUGCCCAUCAUGUACACCAUGUUUGUACCACGCUGCAUAUCUCUAUUAUUUGUCUGCAGCCCUUUUGGCACUACGAAGGUCUUCUAGACCGCAAUGAGCACAAGCGUCUCCUCACUGAAAAGCUCCCUAAGUGGUUCAAGCUUGCAGCGAUCCUGGGCACAGAUCUCAUCCAGAUCCCAUCCAAUUUCCUCUUUCCUCAUCCUGAAACCGGCAAGCCCCGCACUACAGGCGAUAUGUCCGUCAUUGUCUCAGAUCUUCAGGAGAUCGCCGAUCUGGGCCUGCAACAGUCUCCCCCUGUUCGUUUCGUGUAUGAAGCCCUAGCAUGGGGUAAUCACGUCAAUAAAUGGGAAGAGUCCUACGAGAUUGUAGAGCAGGUCAACCGCCCGAACUUUGGCAUUUGUCUUGACACCUUCAACAUCGCAGGACGAGUAUAUGCCGACCCCACCUGUCCCACUGGAAGAACCCCUAAUGCAGAUGCCGAUCUCCAAGCCUCUCUGGCCCUUUUGCGGUCCCGCGUUGAUCUCUCAAAGGUUUUUUACGUUCAAAUUGUGGACGGCGAGCGCUUGAGUGCCCCGUUGAACGAAUCCCACCCAUUUUAUGUCCAGGGGCAGCCCUCACGCAUGAGUUGGUCACGUAACGCACGCCUCUUUGCUUUCGAAGAAGACCGCGGUGGAUACUUGCCCGUCUUGGACGUCGCUAAGGCCUUCUUCGACAUCGGCUUCGAAGGCUGGGUUUCCUUGGAAUUGUUCAACAGGAGCCUGGCUGAUCCUGAUCCAACCACUCCUCGCAGCCAUGCCAAAAGAGGAUUUGAGUCGUGGAAGAAAUUGGUCUCUGCGUUGGGGUUGGACACUGGUGUUACUUCUUCCGUGCCUAACCUUGACGGUACAUUUUCUUACCCUACUUCGUCUUUGCCUGUGCAGCAUCGCCUUUAGUACCGCAGCGUCUCCGAUGCAACAUUGCUUUUGAUACAACAUCAGCUCUGAUGCAGCGUAAUUUCUACUGUAGCAUUGCCGCUAGCGC
Molecule: messenger RNA, 1358 nt
Organism: Aspergillus alliaceus
Lineage: Eukaryota; Fungi; Ascomycota; Eurotiomycetes; Eurotiales; Aspergillaceae
Product: sugar phosphate isomerase/epimerase family protein
Exons: 1
Coding region: 170-1270 (366 amino acids)
Source: RefSeq, a predicted model, not a curated record